Diorhabda sublineata is the source of this 3788-nucleotide messenger RNA. RefSeq lists its product as uncharacterized. Gene Ontology annotation, biological process: signal transduction. The transcript has 7 exons. Lineage: Eukaryota; Metazoa; Arthropoda; Insecta; Coleoptera; Chrysomelidae. The record is from RefSeq and is a predicted model, not a curated record. The coding region runs from base 253 to 2043 and encodes 596 amino acids.
AGUUAUAGAAUGGCCUUUACCACCAUUAAUAGUAUGUUGAUUUUAUGUAUUUAAUAAUGCAAUAUACAUACUGAAAAUUCGUUUAUAACAAUUAUACAAUAUUUAGAAUAAAGUUAAGAUGUAUUUUAACGAUAAUUUAGCAGAUUUAGAUAUGAAAAAUAAAAUUUGAAAGAAACGUUUGAAUAAGUCAGUUGUCAAUGUCAUCGCCAGGUGUGGUGCUGUGAAGAUUUGUGAUGGUUUUAAUUUUCGAAAAUGUUUAUUAACGAUGUUAACAAAAAAGAGGAAAUUAGAAACAUAGCAAUAAAAAAUUUACGUAAAUUAGAUGUUAAACAGCGAAUAAAAUGUUUUAGACCGUCUACACAGACAAUAAAAACAAAAAAACUUUUUAAAGUCCCACUCGCGAAUCUCGAAAAUGAGACUGUUACUCUUAGAAAUGGCCAACAAUUGGUUAUACCUAAAAGGCUGUACGAAAUGUGUUCAUUUAUAUUAUCAAAUGUAGAUACUGAAGGUAUAUUUCGAAAAGAAGGUUCCCGAUCUAGACAGAAUGAAAUAAAGUUAUUACUCGAUAGGGGAUGUAUGUUGGGUAUAGAUCACCACGUAAUAGACGUGGCUGUGGUACUAAAAUGUUUUUUGAGAGAAUUACCCGAACCUUUAAUCCCUUUUUCAUUUCAUGAAUUAUUCUUAAGAUGUUCUAUAAUAGAAAAAAAAAUCGAAGCAAUUUUGUUAGCUUGCCUUUUAGUACCAACAGAGCAUUUAAACGUACUUACUUUUCUCAUGCAGUUUUUUAAUGAAAUUGCCCUUCACGCUAAAUCCAACAAAAUGAAUUCCUACAACUUAUCUCUUUUAAUUUCACCAAAUAUAUUUCCUUUGAAUGAAAAAAUGGCCCCGAAAAAUCAACUAAUGAUAAAAAAAACAUGCGAAAUAACUAAAAUAAUGAUUGAAAAUGCUAAUAAAAUAGGUUUGAUUCCGGAUUCUAUUUUGGAACAAGUUGGAAAUUUACAACCUGGAAAACUGGCAGUUAAAACUAAAGUUAAAAGAAGACGUAGUGCAUCAUUAACAAGAAUCUUUAACGGCCUCAAAAAAAUAGUCGGCAACAAAAAUGACGACAACCAAGCUGUCAAUACAGUCACGCCAGAUUUACUUCUAACUCCAAUACUGACCGUUACAAAAAAGAACUCGAACGAUCACAAAUUUUCGAAACCGGAACCCGGCAAAAAACCCCUCCUCCAACGCAGAUGGUCCGCCAUCACCUCGGUAACGAAUAUGAAGAGGAAAAAGAGGAAUUCGUACGUUUACAAAUCGCGCGAGGACAGUUUGAAUUCGUCCCAAGAAAAUUACGUGCGCGUACCAAAAGUGGAAUACGAAGCGAUCAAAAACCGAGUCAGCGCGAUCGAAAAACGACUGAGUUUGGAAUUGGAGAGCGCGGCGAAACGCGAAUCGAACGUCAUACAAGACAUUCAGACGAAAUACGAAAAAACUUUGGGAAACAGCGAACCGCUCAGUCCCGGCACCGACCAAUUGGCCAAAAGACUCAGCAGAGAAUUGAGGAUCAGAAAUUGCGAUCAGAAGAUGAUACGCUCGCCCAGCGCCAGAAAAAUCGGUAACAUUCGAAGGAGAUCCAGGGAAUUGAUGAGGAACAAUUCGGUACGACGACAAAAUCGAUUCGAAAACGACGACGACGCCCGCGUCAUAGUCGGUCCGAAUAGUUCCGAGGAAAUUUCCUCUUCGCCCGGUAUCUCGGAUAAGAGUUUCUCCAGGCAUUCUUCCUUGAGGAAGGAACGGAGGGCGGUUAGGAGGAGCGGAAAUUCGACACCGAAACGGGCGUACGUCAAACAGAAAUGUUUCAAUUACGAUUUACGGCAAUUUUCGGAGGUUAAUAAGGAAAAUAAUCCCGUUUGUAAUACGCCGGUACCGAUGAUUAAGAAAACCUUACCGGUUAAAGGGAUACCGAAAAGGAUAAGCGGUACUCCGAAGGGAACGGUUAGGAGUACUCCUUUGAGAGUUUUGCCGACGACUGAUUUCAAUUACGUCGAUGGUAUGUGAAAAUAUUCCGUUUAUUCGGAGUUAUUUUUUUAUAAAUAGACCAAAACUAAAAGUAGGUUUGAUUUUUUCAAGAUUUUCAAUAGUCCAGUGUUGGGAAAAGGGAAUUUUUCUUUGGUGUGUACAUUUGGAUCGACCCUCGUACUCAUUAUAAUCGAUUUUCCCAUAAUUUCAUUUGUUUUUGGACGAUUUUUGACCGAGAAAUUGCGUCGUUACACCCUGUACUUUGUUUUUCAUCUUUUACAUCUCUAAUUGAUGCCAUAACCUGAAGUGUGAGUCUUUAAAAAAAUAUUUUUCUCAUUAAUAACUUUUGGAUGGACCCCUGUACUAUUGAUAGACGAUUUAUCCCUAAUUUUAACGUCAAGGUUUUAGAAAUGUUACAUUUUAUACCAUCAAACUGUCUAAACAAGGACUUUUCGCAUUAAAUACUUUUGGAUCGACCCUCGUACUCAUUAUAAUCGAUUUUCCCAUAAUUUCAUUUGUUUUUGGACGAUUUUUGACCGAGAAAUUGCGUCGUUACACCCUGUACUUUGUUUUUCAUCUUUUACAUCUCUAAUUGAUAAGAUAACCUGAAGUAUGAGUCUCUAAAAGAAGAUUUUUCUCAUUAAUAACUUUUGGAUGGACCCCUGUACUAUUGAUAGACGAUUUAUCCCUAAUUUUAACGUCAAGGUUUUAGAAAUGUUACAUUUUAUACCAUCAAACUGUCUAAACAAGGACUUUUCACAUUAAAUACUUUUGGAUCGACCCUCGUACUCAUUAUAAUCGAUUUUCCCAUAAUUUCAUUUGUUUUUGGACGAUUUUUGACCGAGAAAUUGCGUCGUUACACCCUGUACUUUGUUUUUCAUCUUUUACAUCUCUAAUUGAUGCCAUAACCUGAAGUGUGAGUCUUUAAAAAAAUAUUUUUCUCAUUAAUAACUUUUGGAUGGACCCCUGUACUAUUGAUAGUCGAUUUUUCCCUAAUUUUAACGUCAAGGUUUUAGAAAUGUUACAUUUUAUACCAUCAAACUGUCUCAACAAGAACUUUGUUCAUUAAAUACUUUUCGAUCUACCCUUGUACUUAUAACAUUCGAUUUGUCUUUAAUCGGAGUUGUUUUUAAUUGUAAAAAUGCAUUCGUACUUAAAGUAGUACAUCGAUAAGCUAAAGAAUAUGUUUAUAAAAAAAUAUUUUUCUCGCUGAUUACUUUUGGAUUUGCCCUUGUAUUUAUGACAAUCGUUUUAUAUCAAAUUUUUUCUCUUUUAAAACGAUUUUAAACUCGUAAUUGGCUCAAAAAGCUGAAGGAUAUAUUCCUAAAAAAAUAAUUUUUCCACUGAACGCUUUUGGAUCGAUCCUUGUAUUUAUGACAUUCGGUUCUUGUCCAGUUUUAACUGAUUUCAAAUGGUUUUUAACUGACAAAUUGCAUUCUUACUUCCAGAAGUUUUUCUUAAUCUUUUGCAUCUAUAAUAAGUUGAAGGAUAACUGUCUAAAAGACGAUUUUUCUCAUUAAGUACUUCUGGAGCGACCCUUGUAUUUAUUACAUUCGGUGUUUCUUCAAAUUUUUACUGACUUAAGUUUCUUCUUAAUCCUCUCAAGUCUGUAAUUGAUUUGAUGAGUUCUUUGACAAUUUAAAAUUUUUCUUCAGAUUAAUCCGAUUUGAUUAAAUCUUAAAUCGACUCCACAAUUAAUUAAUUUUCUACUAAAUAUUUUUCAACUAUUCCUCACAAAAAUUAUCAAUAUAUAACAGUAACUGUAGAACUGAACACACUGUUUA